AUGUUGUUCUUCAACUUACUUCAAUAUACCCUCCUUCUGAUAAUUCCAAUGGUCCAAAGUUACCCACUUGUUAUUAAAAAGAGAGACGAAACAAUUAACAGUGUUGUUGUCGAGACUAGUGUCGUGACCGUAGAUGGUAAUACUUAUACUACCAAGAUUACUUCCACUAGUACAAUCACAGUUACCGCUCCAGACAGAACCGUGUACGUCACUUUAGAUGAAGACGAGCCAACGAAUGCUCCGGCUUCCAGUGUCAAUGUUCAGACAACAUCAACUAGUCCUGCUCAAACUUCAGGAGCACAGGCAUCCACUCCAAUCACCACUUCCAUAGCUGCACAGACGAGUCAAGUAGUUCUAUCCUCUAGUCGAGCAAGUCCAACCUCGAGCCAGUCAAGUUCUUCGUCUACAAGUUCUCCAACUAAAACGACGCAAGUCUCAUCGACUAGCAGUUCUGAGGGUACCCCUUAUUUUACGGCCACAGACGAUGGUACUUGCUACAUCUACUAUGCUGAAGAUGAUGAGACGGCCACCUAUUCAGAUGACGCACCGUACACAACUUCCACUGUUUAUCAGGUGGUAGCAACGGUGACGUUGACAAAGUGA
Komagataella phaffii GS115 is the source of this 603-nucleotide messenger RNA. RefSeq lists its product as hypothetical. Bases 1 to 603 code for a protein of 200 amino acids. The record is from RefSeq and is a predicted model, not a curated record. Lineage: Eukaryota; Fungi; Ascomycota; Pichiomycetes; Pichiales; Pichiaceae. The transcript has a single exon.